Molecule: messenger RNA, 1407 nt
Organism: Enhydra lutris kenyoni (northern sea otter)
Lineage: Eukaryota; Metazoa; Chordata; Mammalia; Carnivora; Mustelidae
Product: solute carrier family 17 member 1
Exons: 11
Biological process (GO): monoatomic anion transport; transmembrane transport
Molecular function (GO): transmembrane transporter activity
Source: RefSeq, a predicted model, not a curated record
AUGUGAAUGGAUAACCAGUUCCCUCCCAGGAAAGUUCCAAAUUUUUGUUCCUUCCGCUACGGAUUAUCUCUCCUCUUGCAUUUCUGCAAUGUCAUAAUAACCGCACAUCACAUGUGUCUGAGCCUCACAAUGGUAGCCAUGGUGAACAGCACAGACGCUCAUGGUUUGGCCAACACCACCACAGAGGAACACCUGGAUCACAAUAAGAACCCCGUGUAUAACUGGAACCCCCAAAUCCAGGGCUUCAUCUUCAGUUCCAUCUUCUAUGGUGCACUCAUCACCCAAAUUCCUGCUGGAUACUUGUCUGAAAAAUACUCCAUCAGGAAAAUUAUUGGCUUUGCAUUCUUCCUCAGCUCUCUGCUUAGCCUGUUAAUGCCGAUGGCAGCUGAAGGUGGAGAAGCUUUCCUCCUGGCAUGCUGGGUAGCCCAGGGAGCAGCCCAGGGGUCGGUAUCCAUAGCUCAGCAUGUCAUGUGGGUCAAGUGGGCUCCUCCCUUGGAACAAGGCCUACUCACCUCCCUGAGUCUAUCAGGAGUUCUGCUGGGGUCCUUCAUUGUUCUGCUUGUGACUGGAUUCAUAUGCCAAUCCCUGGGCUGGCCCAUGGCCUUCUACAUUUUUGGUGCUUGUGGCUGUGCCCUAAGUCUUCUCUAGUUUGUUCUGUUCUAUGACGACCCAAAGGACCACCUGUGUAUAAGCAUCAGUGAGAAGGAAUACAUCUUGUCCUCCCUCAGCCAGCAGGUCAGCUCAAGGACACAGUCUCUGCCAGUCAAAGCUAUGAUUAAGUCUCUCCCAGUCUGGGCCAUUGCUUUAGGUUCCUUUGCUUUUCACUGGUCAAAUAAUAUCAUAGUUUUGUACACUCCAACAUUUAUCAACUCCAAGCUUCGUGUGAAUAUAAAAGAAAACGGGCUGCUGUCAGCCCUCCCCUCUUUGUUUGCCUGGAGCUUUGGUAUCCUAAUAGGUCACCUGACAGACUUCUUCCUGUCCAGGAAUAUUCUCCGCUUAGUUACCAUACGGAAACUCUUCAACACACUAGGACUUCUCCUGCCUCCCUUCUUCAGCGUGUGCCUGCUCUACUGGAGUUUCAGCUUCUUUAGCAUUACCAUCUUCCUGAUACUUGCCAGUUCAACAGGAGCCUUCUGUAUGGCCGGAGUACUCAUAAAUGGCUUGGAUAUUGCUCCCAGUUAUUACGGAUUUCUUAAAGGAGUUACAACUUUAAUUGGGAUGAUAGGAGGACUAACUUCUUCUACUCUGUGUGGCGUGAUCCUUAAUCAGGAUUCAGAAUCUGCCUGGUUUAAAAUUUUCUUCCUGAUGGCAGUCAUUAACGUUAUAUGCCUACUUUUUUGUCUCAUAUUUGGAAAAGCAGAAAUUCAGGACUGGGCUGAAGAUAGACAAGAACACACACGCCUCUGA